Molecule: messenger RNA, 1575 nt
Organism: Rotaria sp. Silwood1
Lineage: Eukaryota; Metazoa; Rotifera; Eurotatoria; Philodinida; Philodinidae
Source: the annotation of a GenBank genome assembly
AUGUUGACGGCUAAAGCAAAUAUUAAAGAAAUGGAAUCUUAUGGACAAGCAGGAAAAGUUGCCGAAGAAGUAUUCUCUGCUUUUCGAACUGUACUGGCAUUCAACGCACAAAAUAGUGAGCAGACACGAUAUGCAUCAAAGCUUAAAACUAUAACCAAAUACGCAGUUCGCAAAGCCUUGAUUUAUGGUUUUUAUCUUGGGCUUUUAUUUACGAUAACAUACUGGACGACUGCACUUGGUCUUCUGUCAGGAGCAUGGCUUAUAAAUGCUGGAAAGCAUGCGACACUCAAUAUUGGUAAAAUCGUUGUGGAUCAUGUGAAAAAAUCGACGAGACAAUUUAAACUUUCAACGGAACUAUCAGUAAGUGAAAAUGCAGUGACAUUAACACCCGGCUAUCCAAUAAAAGUAACGUUUGACAAUGUCUCAUUUUCAUAUCCGAGUCGAGCAGAAAAAUCUGUAUUAAAUAAUGUAUCGUUUACAAUUCAUGCUGGUAAAACAGUGGCACUUGUAGGAAGUUCAGGAAGUGGUAAAAGUACAUGCGUUCAACUUUUGCUUCGUUUCUACGAAUUAACUAAUGGUCAAAUCAAAAUCAAUGAUCGUAAUAUUGCAGAGUUUGAUAUUUAUGAUUAUAAUCAAGCUAUAGGAGUUGUCAGUCAGGAACCGAUACUAUUUGCAACUUCCAUUCAUGAAAAUAUUCAUUUUGGUAAAAAAAAUGCAACACAAGACGAUGUUAUCGAAGCAUCCAAACAAGCUCAUGCUCAUGAUUUUAUCAUGAAAUUACCUCAAGGAUAUGACACAAUAGUUGGCGAACGAGGUGUUAAGUUAAGUGGUGGUCAACGGCAGCGUAUUGCUUUAGCACGUGCUCUUAUUCGUAAACCAAAUUUACUCAUUCUUGAUGAAGCAACGAGUGCACUAGAUUCUUCAAGUGAAAAGAUUGUACAGCAAGCACUUGAACGAGCUUCCAAAGGUCGUACGACCAUCGUUAUAGCUCAUCGACUUUCAACUAUACGUAAUGCUGAUUGGAUAGUAGUCAUGAAAGAUGGUGCAGUUAUAGAACAAGGUUCACAUGAUGAUCUUAUGGCUGCAAAUCAUAUCUACUGUGAUCUCUUCAAAAAUUAUCAGGGCGAAAAUCUCAAUGUUCAAUCAUCAGAAGUAGUCAAUAUGCAAGAAUCCGAAGAUUUCUCAAGUGAAACCAUCCGUGAUCAAGAGUUAAAUAGCAUUCGAACAGAAGAAAACGAUGAAAAUGAAAUAUUAUUUGAUAAAGAAGAAACUGAACCUAUGAUCGAUGAGGCAUUUAAUGAAUGCACUGUUUCUGCACAAAUGCAUAAAUUAUACAUUUUCACAUCUAUCAUGCUCGCUUUAGGCAUUGCUGUUGUUAUAUUUACUGUUAUUGCGCAAGGUUGCCUGUCGGUAGCUGGUGCACGUUUAACCAAUAGAUUACGUAUCAAAGCAUUUGGAUGUAUAUUGCGACAAGAAGUCGGAUGGUUUGAUGAAGUUGAAAAUAAUGUUGGUGCGUUGUGCUCACGUCUUUCCACAGAUGCUCUUGAAAUUCAGAAAGUACGUAUGCGAAUAUGA